This is a messenger RNA of Corvus hawaiiensis (hawaiian crow), 1397 nucleotides long. It is a transcript of the gene SLC51A, whose product is annotated as solute carrier family 51 subunit alpha. Lineage: Eukaryota; Metazoa; Chordata; Aves; Passeriformes; Corvidae. Gene Ontology annotation, cellular component: plasma membrane; endoplasmic reticulum membrane. Gene Ontology annotation, molecular function: transporter activity. The coding region runs from base 130 to 1149 and encodes 339 amino acids. The transcript is spliced from 9 exons. Gene Ontology annotation, biological process: bile acid and bile salt transport. The record is from RefSeq and is a predicted model, not a curated record.
GGAACGAGGCGCGGCAUCGUCCCGCGGUCCCUGCCCUGGGGACUCUGACCCCGUGGGCCGGCGAGGGGAGCUGAGGCAGGCGGUGACGAGCAGCCCCACAGCCACGGAGCUAGCAAGGAGCUGAACAGCAUGGAUCCCACUUUGGAGCUGGCAGAUGACCCUAGGUUCUCCCGCCCUUUGGUGGAGAUGCUGAUCAGGAACUUCAGCGUGCCGGCAGCCUGCUUCUCCCUGCCGCCCACCUCCCGGCAGCUGCUGCACCAGCUGGACAUGGCCCAACUCAUCAUCCUGGGCCUCUGCACCAUUAUGACACUGCUGUCGGUUGUGAUCUAUGUGGAAGAGGUUUUGUACCUCACCCGCAAGAUCCGCUGCCCCAUCAAGAUGAAGACCCUCUGCUGGAGCAGCUCAGCCCCCACGGUUGUGUCGGUGGUCAGCUGCUUCGGCCUGUGGUUCCCACGCUCCAUGAUGGUGGUGGAGAUGGCUACCACGGCGUACUUCGCUGUCUGCUUCUACCUGCUGAUGCUGGUCAUGGUGGAGGGAUUUGGCGGGAAGGAAGCGCUGCUCAGCACUCUGAAGGACGUGCCCAUGGUGGUCAGCACUGGGCCCUGCUGCUGCUGCUGCCCCUGCCUGCCCCGAAUCACCAUGAACAGGAAAAAGCUUAAAUGGAUGAUGCUGGGGACUUUCCAGUAUGCCUUCUUCAGGGCAGUCGCUGUCUUCCUGGGGCUGAUCCUGGCUGCCGAUGGGAAUUACAACCCUGCUGACAUUUCAGAGGAGAGCGUGGCCCUCUGGAUCAACACCUUGGUUGGCGUCUCCACCCUCUUUGGGCUGUGGGCCCUCGGCAUCCUCUUCCGGCAGGCCCGGCUGCACCUGGCUGAGCAGAACAUGCAGGCCAAGUUCACCUGCUUCCAGAUCCUGCUCCUCCUGACGGCGCUCCAGCCUGCCAUCUUCAGCAUCCUGGCCAACAACGGCAGCAUCGCCUGCUCGCCACCCUUCUCCUCCAAGGCCAGGUCACAGCAGAUGAACGUACAGCUGCUGAUCCCGCAGACCUUCAUCCUGGCGGUGCUGACGCGGAUGUACUACCGCAAGCAGGAUGACAAGCCAGGCUACCAGCCUGUCAGCUUCGCACCCGCAGGCGCCGACGUCAAGGCGUGAGCAGGAGGGAGAAACUGGGGUGCCAAGGGGCAGAGUGAGGUGAGGGGCUGGUCUACCCUGCAUAACCUUCUCCUACUCCCGUGGCCCUGGGGAGCUGCUGGCAGCAGAAGAGGCAGAAGGGGAAAGGGCAUCUUGGGACAGAAUGAAACAGUCUGAAACCUAAAAGCCGUAAACCAAGGGGGUCCAUGGAGCUGCCUCCAGCCCUGAGGCUGUUGUCUAACACUGAGUAAAGAUAAAUUUUUACUUGA